Messenger RNA from Paraglomus occultum, 125 nucleotides. The record is from the annotation of a GenBank genome assembly. Lineage: Eukaryota; Fungi; Glomeromycota; Glomeromycetes; Paraglomerales; Paraglomeraceae.
AUGGCAGAUUUAGCGAAAGCGUUGGAAGAAAGUGGAGAUCCUCGUGGCCCUCUUAGCGGCCUGAAUCCAUUGAUUACACCUGAUUUGGUUGACACUUCUUCAUUAUUAGGCAAUGCUGUAGAUAU